UAAUCAAAUUAUUGAAAGUAUUUUGGUAGAUUUAGAGACAAAACCUGCAAAAAGAAGAAAGCCAAAUGCCUCUGAAAAAGUUUUCAGAUGCUUCAGGUAUCGUGAACAGAGACUUGUUUGGAUUAUGUGUUUCUCAGCUAGACUAAAUAAAUGUUAACAAUGGAUAAGUGCAAACACAUUGGGCAGUUGCGGCUUGCUCAAGACCAUUCCAUCCUCAACCCUCAGAAGUGGCAUUGUGUGGACUGCAAUACAACUGAGUCGAUUUGGGCUUGCCUUAGCUGUUCUCAUGUUGCCUGUGGAAGAUAUAUUGAAGAACAUGCACUCAGGCACUUUCAAGAAAGCAGUCAUCCUGUCGCACUGGAGGUGAAUGAGAUGUAUGUUUUUUGUUACCUUUGUGAUGAUUAUGUUCUUAAUGAUAAUGCAACUGGAGACCUGAAGUUACUACGAAGUAUGUUAAGUGCAAUCAAAAGUCAAAAUUAUCAGUGCACCACUCGUAGUGGAAGGGUUUUGCGGUCUAUGGGUACGAGCGAUGAUACUUACUACUUAUAUGAUGGCACCCAAUCUCUGCUUCAAAAUGAAGAUCAAAUGUAUACUGCUCUUUGGCACAGGAGAAGGAUAUUAAUGAGUAAAAUCUUUCGAACUUGGUUUGAACAAUCACCCAUUGGAAGAAAAAGGCAAGAGGAACAAUUUCAGGAACAAAUAGCAAAAAGAGAAGUAAAGAAAAGACAACAAGAAUUAGAGUAUCAAGUUAAAGUGGAACUGGAAACUAUUCAUCCAAGAAAGAGUUUACGUUUGCAAGGUCUAGCUCAAUCUACCACAGUAGAAAUAGUUCCUGUUCAAGUUCCACUACAAACCCCAGCAUCACCAGCAAAAGAUAAAGUAGUAUCUACCUCAGGAGAUGUAAGAUUAAAAAAAGCCAGUGACUCCUCAGGUAAACGAAGCCUAAUAGUAACCCCUGGUGUAACAGGAUUGAGAAAUUUGGGAAAUACUUGCUAUAUGAAUUCUGUUCUUCAAGUGUUGAGUCAUUUACUUAUUUUUCGGCAAUGUUUUUUAAAACUUGAUCUGAACCGAUGGCUGGCUGUGACAGCUAGUGAUAAGACAAGAUCACCUUAUAAGCAUCUACCAAUCACAGAUACAGUGUAUCAAAUGAAUGAAUGCCAAGAAAAGGAUACAGGCAGCGCUCCCUCCAGACAUCCAAGUUUAUCAUUAGGACUAAGCGGUGGAGCGUCAAAGAGUAGAAAGAUGGAGCUUAUUCAGCCAAGGGAGCCGAGUUCACAAUACAUUUCUCUCUGUCAUGAAUUGCAUACUUUGUUCCAAGUCAUGUGGUCUGGAAAGUGGGCCUUGGUCUCACCAUUUGGUAUGCUACACUCCGUGUGGAGACUAAUUCCAGCUUUUCGUGGUUAUGCCCAACAGGAUGCUCAGGAAUUUCUUUGUGAACUUUUGGAUAAAAUACAACAUGAACUAGAGACAACUGGUACUAGAUUACCAGCUCUUAUCCCCACUUCUCAAAGGAAACUUAUCAAACAGGUUCUGAAUGUUGUGAAUAAUAUUUUUCAUGGACAACUUCUUAGUCAGGUUACAUGUCUUGCAUGUGACAACAAAUCAAAUACCAUAGAACCUUUCUGGGACUUAUCACUGGAAUUUCCAGAAAGAUACCAAUGCAGUGGAAAAGAUACUGCUUCCCAGCCAUGUCUGGUUACUGAAAUGCUGGCCAAAUUUACAGAAACUGAAGCUUUAGAAGGAAAAAUCUACGUAUGUGACCACUGUAACUCAAAGCGUAGAAGGUUUUCUUCCAAAUCAGUUGUACUCACAGAAGCACAAAAACAGCUUAUGAUUUGCCACCUACCUCAGGUUCUCAGACUACAUCUCAAACGAUUCAGGUGGUCAGGACGUAAUAACCGAGAGAAAAUUGGUGUUCAUGUUGGCUUUGAAGAAAUCUUAAACAUGGAGCCUUAUUGCUGCAGGGAAUCCCUGAAAUCCCUCAGACCAGAAUGUUUUAUCUAUGAUUUAUCUGCUGUAGUAAUGCACCAUGGGAAAGGAUUUGGCUCAGGACACUACACUGCCUACUGCUAUAAUUCUGAAGGAGGGUUCUGGGUACACUGCAAUGACUCCAAGCUAAGCAUGUGCACUAUGGACGAAGUAUGCAAGGCCCAAGCUUAUAUCUUGUUUUAUACCCAGCGAGUUACUGAGAAUGGACAUUCUAAACUCUUGCCUCCAGAGCUCCUGUCUGGUAGCCAACAUCCCAAUGAAGAAGCUGAUACCUCUUCUAAUGAAAUCCUUAGCUGAUCCAAAGACAGUGGGGCUUUCUUCUUGUGAUUUUAUAUAUACUUUUUAAAAGGGCUUACAAUUUGGAGCUUCAUUGUUUUAAUUUUUUACUUAGGAAUCAGUGCACUGUUUAUACAUUUUGUAUCUACAACAAAACUUUCACAGAGACAAGAUUAGCAUGAAUAUCAAUGACAGCGGGUAACUAAACUUUUUUCAAGUACUUGGGAGUUUUAAACUUAUAGUGUUUACUUCAGACUGGCAUUACCUCUUUUUUAUUUUGAUGUCUUAAUUGGCUCAGAUCAUGAAUUUGUGCAAUCUUUUACUGAAGUUCAGGUGGCAUCAUUUUAUACAUUUAUUUAUCUUUUGUAGGCAUUUUUUAUACAAAUUCUUUUUAGAUGGAAAAUUAGAUACUUUCUUCACUAAUAGUCAUACCAAAAAAAAAAAAAUUAUUUCAGGCCAUUUGUAUACUGAAGUUACCUUUGCCCCUUGAAGGGAGUUCAACCCUACAUUCAUUGUGAAAUAUCAAGGUAUUACCUAAAUACUCAUCAAUCAGACUAAUUGAUAUUCCUGAGACUUUGUGUAUUACAGGGCUCAGAAUAGACAUUAUUUUGGUUAAUGGAACUUCCAUUUUUCCAAAAAUUUAUUAAGUUUUAAUAAUUGUUCUUUAUUUGGCAUAGUCCAACUUUAUACAAAUGAAAAUUACAGCUUUAUAGUAUAUUUAAAUUACUUCAGUAGUGUGGACAUGAAAACAAUGAUGGCUGGGACUUAUGAUGAUGAUUUGUUUGGCAGCAAACAGGUUUGUCUAGAUUCCAAUAAGCAGUCUUACAAAAAAUCUGAAUUCAGCAGUAUAUUAUGAUA
Molecule: messenger RNA, 3123 nt
Organism: Mirounga angustirostris (Northern elephant seal)
Lineage: Eukaryota; Metazoa; Chordata; Mammalia; Carnivora; Phocidae
Gene: USP44
Product: ubiquitin specific peptidase 44
Exons: 6
Coding region: 151-2286 (711 amino acids)
Biological process (GO): protein deubiquitination
Cellular component (GO): cytoplasm
Molecular function (GO): cysteine-type deubiquitinase activity; zinc ion binding
Source: RefSeq, a predicted model, not a curated record